Molecule: messenger RNA, 3174 nt
Organism: Carassius auratus (goldfish)
Lineage: Eukaryota; Metazoa; Chordata; Actinopteri; Cypriniformes; Cyprinidae
Exons: 9
Coding region: 1-3174 (1057 amino acids)
Source: RefSeq, a predicted model, not a curated record
AUGUGGUUAUUUCCUCUCGUCUGUGUUCGCCCAGACUGUGGUAGGCACAGACUAACUGCGGCAGGAAUUUACCGUACCGUGCGUAAGGUCUUGGACAUCGACGGGUGGUAUGACCUUGCCACUGAGUAUCUGGAGUGCAAACGCUGCAAAAAGAAAUAUCCUGCCUGGUCCGAGGACAUCCUAGGACAGCUGGAUAUGGGCCACCGCAGUCAGUUUCCAGCUUUGCUGACAUACAGAUACUCAUGUGACAACCGGGUGCUGAGGAUGAUGAGGGAGAGGACACUGGGCAACAGUGUGACUCAGCUUUACAGGAAGCUGAUGGAACAGCACAGUGAGGCAUGGACACAGCGUGUCUUGCAGUACCUGACUGCCUGUGAACCAUUCACAAGGUCCUCCCUUGUGCAGCCUCCUGUGUUUGCUGAUCCUCCACUUUUACCUGCUUUGCCUAAACCUAAGUGGCUGUUAGCCGUGUAUGCCAGGGAUGUUCUGGGGCGACUGCACGAGGUCAAGGCCAAAUUAACAUCUGUCUUUGGCUGUGUUCUCAAGAUGGAUUCGACAAAAAAGGUAUCAAAGCCCUGUUUAUAUCCAGAAAUUUGCCAGAUAUGGAUAUGGCACGGAUAUGGCACAGAUAUGAUCACAAAGAAACUUGCCGGUGCUGCUUCAGGAACAGCUGCCUGGUGCACAAAUGUCGGAAACGAACACGGCCAGGUCCUUGUCUCUGUGCUGACAGCUGCCGAGGGACAUGGACUGGACUCCAUGGCAGCUGGUCUGAUGAAACGCUACCGAGAGGCAGGAGAGGCAGCCCCAAAAGUGAUGUACGUGGACAGGGACUGCUGCAGUCAGUACGGCCAAUCGCGGGUGAAGAUCAUGUUUUUGGAGUGGGAUGAGCUUGUAGUGCGCCUCGACAUCUGGCACUUCAUGCGGCGAUUUGCUGCAGGUGUCACGACAGAGGCUCAUCCGCUCUAUGGGAUCUUCAUGGCACGUCUGUCCACGUGCAUCUUUCAGUGGGAUCCAGAGGAUGUGGCUGCUCUUCGCUCCGCAAAAGAGGGUGACCUGGCGGCAAAGAAGACUGGCCACAUCUCAGAAAAGGCGGUCAGUGCUCGCAUUACCCGGAGGGAGUUGGCACUGCACUGCCGGAGGAGGACCAGGGGGGUGGAGGAGACCACCAGAUUGAUUGGGUCACUGAUUGAUCAGUUUGACAGUGCGGAUGGGAAGGACACCCUGGGAGUUCCUCUGCUGGACCACGAACGGAUCCAGCAGAUAUGGAAGGAACAGCGCAAGCACGUCCAGUGUAUCCAAGACCCAGAGGACUUUCCGCUGUACAUGAAGACAGGGACACUGAAGAAAGGCGGCGUGGAGCUGUGCUGCUACAGGUGUGCUCGUGGCUCUACCUCCUUGGAGUCAUUCCACCUCCACCUGAACCGUUUUAUUCCAGGAACCAGUGCCAGCGAUGCGCAUUUUCAGGCCUAUCUCCUUGAGGGCUUGAUGCGUUGGAAUGAUGACCGAAUGGAAGACGCCAUAAAACGGGCGUCCUCCAUUCGGACAUAUGGCAGUGCCAUGAGCGAGGCUGUUGACCGGCUUAGCCGAACAGUCUUUGGGAAGCCCUGGGAUGAGCGCUAUCGCCCUCCUGGAGCAUAUACAGGUGAAUUGCUGGGAAUCGAGUACCUUUACAGCCAGACUGGCAAAACACUGACUCCAGUGCUCCAGAACCCAGAGGAGGAAGACCGGUUGGUGGAGGAGGUUGAUGAUCAGGACCUGCUAGAUGAGGGGUUUGAGGAAGAGAGCAUGGAGGACAUCACAGUUCCAGUGCUGUAUGAGGAUGACCCCUGCCUCAGAAACACCCCCUCAUCUUUGCCUCUGCCUCAGUCCCCAGCAUCACUGGCUGAGCCGUCCACAUCAUCUGGAGGAGAGGGACAGCAUCUCGCCCCUGCCUCUUCAGUGCUGUCACAGACAUCUGACACUGGAAGCAGUGUCUCCGGCGAGGCUCAGGGAGCAGUCAUUGGACCUGAUGGCAUCGCUGGGUGGGACAAGGUCCAGGAUCUGGCUGGUUUCCUGGUGGGUCUUCGUGAGGCUCCUUACCUCACCGACCUGCAGGUUACAGAGGCCAUCCAGCUGUGGACCGCUCUCCCUGAUGUUGAUAAACAGCGGGUCAACUAUCAGCCUCGACAUCAGCCUCAGCUGACACAUGGGCGCUUUAAGGCACCGAAGCGGUCCGGAGUCACACCGGGUGUGGAGAGUGUGAAACGGUGUCUGAUUGGACAUCCUGGGGGUCCAGCACAGUGGCCCAGCACCAGCCGCUUGGUUGAGGCCAUUUGUAUGAAGCUGUGUGCUUUACACAAGUCAUUGACCAAGAAGGCUGGAGUUUCCACCCCCAGGUGGUCUAAAAUCCUUUCGGAUUACCACCACAUCCGAGAGCUGGUGCUUAACAAUCAAAGACUGAUGGAUGAAACAAUGAUCCAGCUGUUUGAGCUGAACCAGAGGACACUCAUUCAGUGGUUUCAACGGCAGCAGAAGAAUCAGGAAUUGAGUGUCCUCGUCCAGGGACUGACUCCAUCUGACCCAAUAGAUGUGGCUGAUGUGCAGCUUCCUCUGCCGAGGGAAAAAUUGGAUGACGUGCCAUCAACAUCAGGCCCAAAACAUCAAUUUAUCCUUCCGCCAAAUCGAGAAGGACAGGCUCCAAUUCUGCGACCGGGUCGCCGGCCCGCUGCUGCCAAAAGGGAGUGCCCUAUCGCACCCGUCCCCACAGCAGCAGGAGUUGUGCAGCCCAUUUCAGCACCUGGGUCACUGUUAGGCACACUAGUGCUUAACCCAGACAUGACUGUGUCAAUAGUGAUUCCAUCUGCUGGUGCUUUGACAUCCGGUCCAGGCCCAGCUCCGCCUGCUCCAGUGCCUGCUCCAGUGCCUGCUCCAGUGCCUGCUCCAGUGCCUUGCCUGCUCCAGUGCCUGCUCAAGUGCCUGCUCAAGUGCCUGCUCCAGCGCCUGCUCCAGCGCCUGCUCCAGCGUCUGCUCAAGCGCCUGCUCCAGUGCCUGCUCAAUGCCUGCUCCAGUGCCAGCUCCACCGCCUGCUCCAGUGCCUGCUCCAGCCCCUGCUCCAGUGCCUGCUGCUCCUGUGUCCCGUUACACCCAGAGGAACAGGCGCCGGCGGGCCCUGGAGACGGAAAGCGGAGUCCAUAA